UUUUUUGAAAAGGUGUCUUUCGGCUAAUCAUAAAUCGUUCCAUCCAUAUUCCAUGCAUUUAAUACAUAGAUCAAGUUACGAAAUGACUGGUGUCUUAUCGAAUAUUUAAUUAUUUCUUAUCGUGUGUAUAUACAUAUAUGUAUAUUUAGUUGAUGAAGAAGAAAGAAAUCAAUAUCAAAUAGAUCAUGGCUGAUCCAACGAUACAAACAUUCUGUUGUCAUCAUUCUAACAGUACAGAUAUGGCAAUUGUAAUAAUGCAAGAAUUCAAUACAGAUUUGUACAAUACUGUUUGUAUGAUCUCUUCUUCUAUAGGUAUUCUAGGUGCGAUGUAUCAGAUACUUCCAAGAGAAACAUCUAGUCAUUCUCAUAGGUGGCAAAGCUUAUCUGUAUCUAGAGGAAGAGAGAUCAUCGUAUGGCUUGCAAUUGCAGACCUCUUAGCCUCAUUAGGUGUAUUUAUUAGAUCGGCGAUAUGGAUGAAUUUUAAAUCCAUAAUGCCAAUGCAAGAUGAUACAUCAAGCGUUGUCUUUUGUGCACUUUUGUCGGCUUGGAUACAGUAUUUUUAUAUGGCAACAUGGAUCUGGACUCUUUGCUACGCCAUUGACAUGAAACUGUUACUAGGAGACAGAUCUGGACAUUCUACUUGUUACCAUGCCUUUGCAUGGAUAUGUCCAGCAAUUUUGACUACAUUCGGCUUAACAAUCUUAUAUAUACCAGAUGCAAAUUGUCAUAAUUUGACAUCAUUAUCCACUGUUACAUUACGUAUUCUGCCAAACUAUUGUGCUACUUAUGUGCUAUUAGCAGCGGUCAUGAUAGUCAAUCCUGUGUUAUAUUUCGCGUCGACGCGAGAUCUUCAAACUGCUGUCACUUGUAGUUUGGCACAAAUAACAAGUAGAGAAAGGAAAUUGGUGCAAGCGAUAAAGCUCAAAUUUGCAUUGACUAAUUUUGUUUAUUAUGUAUGCUGGUUACCGAAUUUAAUUAACGGGAUUUUGUUAUGGACUUUAUGGUUCCAGCUACCAGUCAAAAUUAUCAUUACUCUUUGGUACAUAAUGGCUGUAACAAAUCCCCUUCAAGCUUUCUUCAAUGCUCUUGUUUACAAAAGAUGGAGUAAGAGAGAAAAGUUUCGAUUGGAAUGCUGUCAGAAGUUAGGGAAAGGAGACAAAAAUACCCGAUUAUCAGAAUCAUCGCCCUUACUGGAUCCCAAAUUUGGCUGUCCCCCACAUACGAGUAUUAACGGAUCUUCUUCUAUCUGAGAACUGUGAUACUGAAAAUUCCUCUUUCAAUCGUAGUAAUACGAUCAAUCCACUGCCUUAUAUGCUUUAAAGAAAGCUAUAUUUUUAAUAUUUAUAUAUUUUUCAAGUUUUAAGGAGAUAAUGUGCUCAAUAGCCCAUUUUAUGAUGAAGAUUGCUUAAGGGAAAAAUGUAACUGAAGAAUCACUAUUUGUAUAGAAAUAUUGUAUACAUAAAAAAAUUCUUUCUUUACAUAUAAACUUGCGUUUAGAAUAAGAUUUUCCUUAGAGAUUAGAGAUUAUAGAUAUUUCUUUAUAGCGAUAAAAGAGCUUUAUGGAAAAUUGAUUGUUCGUACUAAUUUGGUAAAUACAUUUGUUAAUUGUUAUAAAUGUUAAAAGAUUUUAUUUUUUACAUAUAUAAGAAGAACGCACCUAUAUAGAGUAGUACUGUUUAAUGAGUGUAACCUUUUUUCAUAUAUCUAAUAUUUUCAUGUUGCAGUUCAGUCUGAAUAAAUUACAAAGUGUUAAGCAUCACUGAACGAGUACAUCAUAUGCUAAUAUAACUAUUUUGAUUUAAAAAACAUGAUAAUUUGUUGAUCGUCGUUUUUAUUACGGUUAAUAAAGAGCACCAUUAAAGAAUACAUAUCUACAAAACAUAAUACACGUAGAAUUUUCAAAA
Bombus impatiens (common eastern bumble bee) is the source of this 1904-nucleotide messenger RNA. Its product is annotated as G-protein coupled receptor 143-like. NCBI's taxonomy places the organism in Eukaryota, Metazoa, Arthropoda, Insecta, Hymenoptera, Apidae. Gene Ontology annotation, molecular function: L-DOPA binding; L-DOPA receptor activity; L-tyrosine binding. Gene Ontology annotation, cellular component: plasma membrane; melanosome membrane. Bases 186 to 1250 code for a protein of 354 amino acids. The transcript is spliced from 6 exons. The record is from RefSeq and is a predicted model, not a curated record. Gene Ontology annotation, biological process: regulation of calcium-mediated signaling; G protein-coupled receptor signaling pathway; melanosome organization.